AUGAGAUUGAAGGGAACAAAUAAAGUAGAAACAGUCUCAAAACAAGCAAGUUCAAGUGAUGAAGAAGAACUUUUAGGAGUUUAUGGUGAUAUGAAGUUAGGAAACUCAGAAAAGGCUUUAUUUACAGUAAGAGCAGCAUGUAUUCUUGGAUUAGAUACCUUUAUUGAUGGUUCUUUGGUGAAAUAUGUAAUUCAUACUUAUGAAAAUCUCUCUUUUCAGAUGCUUUACAUGUCAUUUUUGAUCCCUGAUAAUCUAAACUUGUUAAAACAGAUGAUAGACUCAUAUUUAUCAAGGAAAAAUCCGAAAUUUCUUGAAGCCGCAAUUUUAUUUCAACUUUUAACUUCAAUCCAAGAAAGUUCAAACGAACUAAGUACUUCUAUAUCCCAUGAAAUAUCAAAGCAAACAUUGGCUGGCUUCAAAUGCGAACAAAUUUUGACAAAAUUUUGGGCAGGUUGUUAUAAAGGAGAUAUAACUCAGAUGUCGAGAACAACAUUCAUGUUAUACCAGAAUCUUGCGGAGUUAUCUUAUAGUUGGAAACAAUUAAUAAUAAGAUAUCCUUAUUCACUUCCAACAAUGCGAGAAUACAUUAAAUUCUUAAAUGGUGUUGGAAGGCAACACAAAAUUGCUGAAGCUCUCCUCAAAGUUCAUCCAAAAUUAAAUGAACCCUUAUCUGCCAACAAUCAAGCGAUGCAAACUACUGGAGCUGAUCCCAAUAGUGAUAUUAAUAUUGCUGUUCUCCAUCAAUCAAUCGAAGAUGCUGUCGAUAGAAGACCAUUAUCUUCAUUGAACCAAACGAAAGCAAGAUUAUGGUUUACAAUCAUUCUUUCCUUUAUUUUCAUCUUGUCUGCCAUCAUUUUGGCCUUUGUUUCAAUGCAUAUGACCUCAAGUAUGAGUAAUUUCUUGUAUUAUUCUGAUACAACAUGUUCAUUGAUAUUCCAUUCACCAAAUCUUUUCGAAGAGAUUGUUCCAAGUGGAGAUAAAGGUCGAGAAACAUUCUUCAACCAUUCCCAGGUUUUAGACGACGCAAUUACAAAUCUUUUACAAGAGAUGCCAGAUAAAAUUCUCAAAUCAAACUCAAACCUUACGAACCAGUUAUGGAAUAAAGUUGAAGAAUAUUCUGGUCUGGAAACUACAGGAAUCGUGAAAUUUUUGAGAUUAUAUUCUUAUUACGCAAGAUCUGUUCCAUUUGUACCAGAAGAUGAUAAUCUUGUAUUAUUAAUGAAGAAUAAUACUCUUGGCAUCGGAUAUUCCGUAUUUUUAGCUUCAGAUGCCGAAUUAGUUUCAAUUCAAAAUAUAAUUUCGGAAUUAGUGAAAUAUAUUCCAAUAUUUUAUGGAAUCAUAUGGGGCGUUAUGCUUAUUAUCAUGGUUCCUUUAAUAUUUAGUGCGAUGCAGAACGUGAAAACUGAAUUGAAAUACAUUUUCAAUCUUUACAUCACCAUUCCACGUUCUUUCAUCACAGAAUUGAUGGAUCCAAGCUCAACAAACAAGAUUACUGAUAAUAAAAAGAACAUGUUCCUUCAGCAAGCACUUGCUUCAAAUUUAAAUCCAUUUGAUGAAGAUGAAAAAGAGCCAGUUAAAGCACAAAAAGAAGUAAAGGGUGUUGAUAACUUAAAAUUGCUUGUUCACGAUCAAUCAUCCGCAGGAACAGUAAUUCCUAAAUAUUUCCAAUUGAAAGUUUGGUUGAUUGUGGGAAGUAUUACGAUUAUUUUGCUUGUAGCUGCAACAGUUGAGGUUUAUCUUUUCUCGGGAUUUGUAAAUGACAUGAUGAUUAUGUUCAAAACUCUUCAAAUGACUGCAAGAAGAACAACAGGUUGUUCAAUAGUUUUACAAGGAAUAUUAAGUAAUUUUACUUAUCUUCCUUAUUCAUAUUGUUCAUACAGACUUCAAUUAACAAAAGAUUUCAACUCAAAAUUGCUUUUAGCAACAAGUGGAAGUGAAGUUUCCAAAAAGAUGUUGACAUCUGAUGCUUUCUAUAGUUUAGUCCAUGACAAAGCAUGUACAAAUGAAUCAGAUAGAGCUUGUUGGCCAUUUACUUAUAUGUUUGAUUAUUUCAUGAUUUUGGCAUCGAAAGCAUAUAAUUCUUCAAUUUCAGAAGAUGAAAUUAAGGAAUUAGUGACAUUGUAUAAUGAUUUCUUUUAUCCUCGUAGUUAUCAAUUGCAUGAAGCUGGAUUUCAAUUUAUAAUUUACGAGUUGAAGAACGAAAGAACAAUUUUAUUAGUUAUUUUCUUUGUUGUUAUUUUCCUUGUUUCAUUAUGUUCAUUUGUUUUCUUUUUACCAAUCAUGAAACAACUUGACGCAACAAAAGAAUCCGUAAAACUUCCUCUCAAAUACAUCCCUCCAAUGAGAGUUCCUGAUCUUCCAAAAGUAAUGCAGUAUUUGCAAGGAGAAGCGGAUUGGCACAGAGGCGGAAUAAUGAAUGAAACUGAUACUCGAUUAGGAAACUAUUUAAAUAUAAUUGAAUAUCCUCAUGCAUUGUUUGAGCAAGAUAAGUCUCUUUUGUUUGCUAAUCCUUCUUUUUAUAAUUUGAUUGGUGCACCAAGAGAAGCUUGUAUUGGUUUAUCUCUCGACGCAAUUUUCUCGAGAUUGAUUAAUUACAAAAAUGAUGAAAAACAUCCUUUCAACCACAUUUUGAAGUUCUUCGAUGACAAUAAUAGUAUAGACCACUCUUGUCUUCGAUUGGUUACACAGUUCGAACGUGGCUCUCAUAAAGCGAAAAACGUUGAGAUUCGAAUGUCAAAAAUUUUGGCAGAAAAUGACAAAUACAUUUAUGCGAUGAUUUUUGAAGAUCUUUCUUAUCACGACCACAAAGAAGAGAUGAUGAGAUAUGAAAGGCAAGUUGCAGAGAAUUUGAAGAUGUAUGCAUUGCCUCAACAACUUUCAAAUGUUCUCACAACAGAUGGAGAAUUAAAAUCAAAGACAUUUGACAGGGCAGUAAUGGCAUCAUUUUCAUUAAGUUACGCAACAAUAAGAGAUGAAUAUGAUGGAGAGCUUGCAGAUGGAUGUUCCCUUUUCAUGAAGGCUGCAAAGGAAGUAUCAGGUGUAUUCCCGAACAUCGUUAAAUUGAUACAUGAACCUCCUCAUUUCGUUUUCAUGCAGUUACCAGAUGAUUCAGACCCAAUUGAUGUCCAAACCGUACAAGGUGUUCAUUUCAUUAAUGCAAUAUAUAACUCGUUUAACUCGAGUUCUAAUAAGUUCAAACUGUCUACAUUGAUGCUCGUUGGACAGAUCAUUGUGAUACCAAUGAAGGUGAAACUUCCUGUUUUGGAAGCAUUCGGAAAUGGAUACAAAUCUUUGAUUUUAAAGAGAGAAAAAAUCAAAAAUUCUGGAAAAUUUUAUGUGACGAAGGAAACUUCCGUUUACUUAAAUGACAAUAAGAGCUUCACAUUAACACUUGAUAAGGAUUUGGAGCUUGUUUCUAUAACUCCAAAGCAUAUAGAUGAAUAA
Molecule: messenger RNA, 3444 nt
Organism: Trichomonas vaginalis G3
Lineage: Eukaryota; Parabasalia; Trichomonadida; Trichomonadidae
Exons: 1
Coding region: 1-3444 (1147 amino acids)
Source: RefSeq, a predicted model, not a curated record